Molecule: messenger RNA, 5339 nt
Organism: Penaeus vannamei (Pacific white shrimp)
Lineage: Eukaryota; Metazoa; Arthropoda; Malacostraca; Decapoda; Penaeidae
Source: RefSeq, a predicted model, not a curated record
CGGUGUGUUUAUCAUGAGGACGUGUGUGUUCAUCCUGCUGCUCCUCGGCAUCCUGCAGUUAAGUGAGGCUCGGCUGUGUUACAACUGCACUGGCGAUUGCGUGACUGACAGCGAGUGCAAAGGAUCGUGUACCACAUCUGUGCCUGAACUAGGCGACGGCCACGAGAUCCGCAGCUGCCAGAACGAGACCGUGGAGGCGCGUUGCAUCUCCGAGAUCAUCUUCGACAAGCGAUACAAGACCUGCUACUGCAACACCGAGCGCUGCAACUCCUCGUCCGUCGCCUCCGUCAGCGCCUUCCUCUUCGCGUUGGUGGCUCUCCUUCUGCGGGAACUGAGGUAGAAAGAGCGAGAGACGCCACCCGGCUGGGGCGAGCGUGGUCCAGCCCGAGAGGAGAGUGAAACCUGUUCCAAAUUCAGCUUCGAACGACUGGGUGUGACUUCUUCAGGUCGACUAGUCCCCAAAGCCCAUGACUCGACGGUCCUUCAACAUGCUCGUUCCUUGCAUGGUAUCUGCGUGAAGCUGAAAGAGAGUCCGCGCGUUUUGUGUUGUUUUCGCUUCGGGAAUCGUCGAGAUCCGCUCACGAAACUGAAUCUGUGUUUUACGAGGUAUAAACCCAUUAUUCUUUGACGAAGUUCACUGCUUAUUUUCCAAUGUUGUGAUUAUUAUUUUCAAUAGUAAUACCAUCAUAAUUGGAUGAUUUGUUAUGCAAAUAUUAGCCAAUAGAUGGAAAUUAUCUCUGCAACGAAAAAUUCACCUUAAAUUAUUCGAAGGGAGUUACCUCCUCCAUGUAGGUACGAAGAAUUAUCUUACUAAUUUAGGUAACUUCUUUGAGUCUGUUUCAGCUCUUUGACGACGUAAACAAAACAAUAAAAAAUGCGAAGGUAAAAUGCAAAACACAAGUCACAACCAGCCAUUAUGGACCUGAGAUAAACAGAAACUUCGCAAAGAUCGUUCCUAGGACCAACCAGGGCGUCCGAGUUAUCAAUAUGACAUUUCCGCAGACCAGCCUGUCAGAUCUGUCCUUACCCUCGCAAGCUGAGGUCACACCAGAAGGACCGCAGAUAGAGGUAAUACGUAACCGCUUAGGCCAUAAAUAACUGUCUUGACAUCCCUGUGGGUUUCGACAUCAAGUAUUUACUUCUACCUGAAUCUCAGUGAGUCUAAAACACAAUUAUAUAUACUAUUUUUUUGCCUUUGCGCCACUCAGAAUCUAAAGCACACAGAUCUUUGGCCGUACUACCCCAGGCAUACUCGUUUGUUACUUUGGCUUGUUCCCUUGACUUCAUGAAAGCCUUUCAUUGCGCAAAUAUCAGAGCUUGAUAUUAAGGUCACUAUUUAUCGUUCAAUAUUCUCUCUCCCAGUGCUUCUUUAUACAUGCCAAACCGUGACGUAAAACUGUGCUAUCCACGCAGGUCCUCAGUGGAUAGAUUCUAGUGCCUUUCUUCCCUUUUCUGGAGUUGAGGUUAGAGAUACUUUGCUUUCCACACGUUUUUUUGUUUAUUUGUUUAUUUACUGAUGCAACAAAGGGCCGUUUGAUGGCGUUUAACUACGGACUAAAAGGAAGCGGAUCACAGAAGAUAUGACGUCAUACCCGCUCGAACAGAAAUCAUUUUCUGUCGCUGCAAAAUGUGAACGGUAACAUUACAUAUCCUCCUAUAGAAAAAUGAGUCACUUAUUAAUCAGAUUUUUUGUUUACCACAGUAUAUUUACGACACUACAUUUCUGAGAAUAAUUUUUUUACGAAAUGUCUAUAUAUUUCCAACAUUUAUUGAAAUGCUAUUUUAGUUAUUUUCGUCGGACAUUGUAAGGCUUAUAUUUCACAUAAAGUAUGUCCUCAAGUUCCAUAUAUUUGCAGAACAUAAUUUCUAUAUAUUUUUCUGAUGCUUUCAGGUGCAGUCGAUAAUAGAGUGCAAAAUAGCUAAAAUAAAUAUCCUAAAGCUGUAUCAAAACAAGGUGGAUUCAAUAUAUGCUCUUCACCGUCUGAUCAAGAACCAGUCCUUUUCUGGCUCGUAAAUGACAGCUUUUUUCUUUAUCUCUUCUUUUUCUCUAGAAACAAAAAAAAAAAAAAUGUUGAGACGCAGAAUAUCAAAUGAACAUUUUAUAGAGUAGCAGCAUCUAUUAACGUCAUGUAAUUAAAGCAAAAUGAGUGAAACAGACAGAGGUUUCGAUAACUUAUACAAGGUAUAUAAACAUCAAAAUUUCACUAGCAGCAUAGCACUAUUUCCCCCCAUAGUGAGCGGCUUUAAAUAUCUUCGCACAGUGCUUGUCAAUCCUAAAGUAGGUUAGAAAGUUAUGAGCAUAUGCGUAAUGUAUUUUUUCCUUUUUUUUUUUUUUUAGAAUAGCAAAAAGGACGAAUGAAAACAAAUGAAGUUCAUGCAUUUUAUAAGAUACUUUUUUAUCGUAUUUUAUAUAUAUUUACAUAUACGUACAGUAUAGCCAGCACACCACAGGUAUGUCUGCCAUUAGAGUCACCAUUGUUUAUGCAGAAGAAAAUAUUGCUGGAUGAAGGAAAUAUUUUUUGAGAAAUAGACGUAAAUAUAUCACGUGAUUUCAGACUCAAUUGUGAAUGUGUGGAUAGCAAGGUGUUUCGCAGGAAAGGGCAAAAUAUAACUUCGCAGAUUUAAUCAUACAACAGCGUAUGCUUAAUCGCCUAUCACUCUAAUUUUUGGAUCUCGUGUACACUUUUCUCUAAUUCCAUUAUGGACAUCGGGAGAAAAUAGAAGAAAUGCCGUCAGUCUUGUUGAAUACACGUGUAUCAUUUGGAUAUCAUCACCACGACACGCAAUGCAGUGCUUACCCGAGAAGUGAUAUAUACCGACGGCCCUUUCGUGACCUCGUUCUAACGGUGCCCCCAAUAACUAAUGAACGACCUGUUACAACGCAAGAGAAUCACCUUGCUAGGUGCGAAAUGACAUACUUCUACUCACUCUCGUCUGUAGCUCCUUGGGAAGCAUGGAGAGGCCUGUUUCCUGUGGCAAAUGUAGACAAAAAGGUAUGAAACAAGUGAAUGAUUCAAUGAUGCAACAGACGUAAUUUGUGUUGAUGUUAUUAGUCUUUAACAGAAUUAUACGUCAAUCAUAAGACACAGUGAAAUUAUUCAGUUUCAUUCACAACUAUGCUCUACAUAGGCCUACCUUUUACCAGGCUUAUCCUCCGUGGUCAGUUCUUACUACGGUCAAUUCUUACUCUUCUGUCUGAGUAAGUGAACCUCUUACAGUGAGUCCCUAGAUAGGAAUUCCUCAGUAUAUAUGUGUGCUCUGCCUCUCCCUUUAGAAUCUCGAACUCACUUCAGAAAUGACUUGUUCAAGCAUUCGACUUCAUAACUACCCUCUGGAGGUGUCGACACGAUCCCACACCGAUCGGACUUCGGGGUCGGUUACUUUCCUGUUCCACAGAUGAUUAAAUUAUUCGAAAUCGUGUCACUUCUGCAUUAGCGUCGACAAAACUACACUGCCUGGCCCUCCGUUGACGAUUUUCCCCGUGUUAGCAAGAUCACAUUCUCAAAGAUCCUGCCAUAGCGUAAUCUCAAGUGUUGUUAAUAUUGAUACCCUUUUCUUGUCACGUUUUCGAAGAGUUACUCGCUAUGAUGACCUAUUACUUAACUAGUCAAAGGUGCCACAUAUCUAUAUAUACAUACAUACAUACGUGCAUAUACACAUAGUUACAUAUAUAUAUAUAUAUAUAAUAUAUAUAUAUAUAUAUAUAUAUAUAUAUAUAUAUAAUACAUAUAUAUAAUGUAUCACGCAAAUAUUUAAAAUGAUAAGUCAGAAGGUGUGGAAGCUAUCAACACGAUGACUUAGUGCUAAUGCAUUACCUUCCCUCAUUCCCACUAACGUAAAAAAAAUAAGAUAAUGAUAAAAAAGAAAGAAAUGUCUAUGGCACAGAAGGCUAAGGCUAAUGAAUAUCUUCCGUAGAUAAACGAGCAGUCUACAUUGAGCCUUCGGUGACUAGUCAGAAACAGUGGAAGUUCGCCCGAGGAAGAACAAGAAGUACGUAUUCUUGGGUCGACUCCGGCUUUAUCGUGGAGCUGCUCGUAAACCAUUAAAACGACCCAUAAUUCCUCCCUUUUAUCCCACAAUAUCUAAUACCACACGCUCGAAUAGGUUUAACUGAACACUUAUUUUUUUCUUAUAUUAUAUUUUUUAUCCCUAGAUAUAGUUAUCCUAUUUUUCUUCAGUGUUCGGAUGCGAACGUGAAACCGUCAGGAGGCGACUGUCUCCUUCGUCAAUAAACAUGAACAUAAACAUCCGGAUGACUGUCUCUUCAUGAAACACUUCAUCGUGUUAUUCUCAACAGGUUUAUAGCUUAUUCCAUGGUCGUGCAUAUGGUGUAGGCGUGUGACCCAUCAUAUGUCCGUGCUUAGCUUCCUUUCCAUGUAUACAAGAAUGUAGGCAAGGUCUAGCCUAGAUUUUUUCUUUCUUUCUUGUACCUUCCCAUGUGUGGCUUUUGGUGAGAAAGUAGACCUUCUUAUAUAUUGACUGUGCAGUUUUAUCGUACUAUGAAACCGUCAACAUAGUUAAGACUGCCUGAUGAACUGAAUCUUAAAAAUCCUGGUAAACGUAAGACUGGUACUGUAUCAAUGAUGGUACUGUAUCAAUGAACUGAGCAUGUGGUAUUUUCUUUGACUUGGUGACCUCGAUAUUUAUAGAAUAUAUCAAUUCAGCAUAUUUUAUAUUGUCAUUACUUCUUAACCAUCCAAGCUAAGGCGCUAAGUGUCCGGGUAGCUAGUGUUAUGUCUGUGUGCAUGCACGGUAAACGGUACAAAUCUGCAGUUAUGUAGGAUGUAGUCUAUGUGUUGUUUUUAUACAAAAAGACUGGUUAUCAAAAUAUAUUUCACUUGUCUCUGUGACUUAACUGCAGGUAAGAAACCAGUGAAUUUAUGAGAUAUCCUUUUAACAAGACAGCAAGGGACCAUUUAUGCUAUAGGUUCAUCUCUCAAUUGCAAAAUACUGGGAUUAUGACAAUGAAAAAUCCUUUCUUACCUGUCUUUCCUUAGUCGAAGCACGUGACUCUUUUCCAAUACUUGAUCUAAAUCCCAAUGAACUCAUUGUCAUAACCCGCCCUGUGGAACAUCGGUUGUAGAGACCAAAAGGUAAAUACGAAGGUUAAUAGUCAUUUUAAAGAACGAAAUUGAAAGGGAUUUGCCCACUCCCUAGCUUCGCAUACUUGUCCGCUUGCGAUUAUCCUUUAGAAUUUAUUGUUAUGCGUGAGAGCGGCUGGUCGGGUGAGGGCGUCGGGGCUCCUCCGAGGGGCGCGCCGCCGCACCAGGGCGAGGCCACACGCAGCUGUUAUUUUUAUUGUAACUGAUCUAAAUAAAGAAGGAUAAACGUGUUUUCAA